CUCCAAUCUGAAAGGUGUUGACGCCCUGCGAGCAGUUGUUUGUGGUGAGUUGUACGUGUAAAUUGGUGGUCUGAUAUGGGAGUAUAUAGGAAGAAAGAUUUGCUCUUCUCUGCAAACGCAAAGUCCUUUUCAGGUCCUCAAUAGAAGUGAGUUGUUGUUCUGCUACCUAUUGUGCCUAUUGUAUAGGUCCUCGUGCGGCAGAAAACCCAACUUUUCUGUCCGAAGUUCGGAUCCAAGUCACUGGGAGCAACUAUCUGACCAGUCAAAACACACUUCUCUGCUGCACCAUCCUACAAUUCACUCUGAGCCAUGCCUACUGAGAAGAAGAUUGUCGUGGUUGGAGCCGGCGUGGCGGGUGUGAGUAUUGUCCUUUCCGGGAGACUGUGCCUCCUCAAGAAGCAUGAGUUCUAUGUUUUGUACUCGUCUUCACCGGACGGUUUUCUGACUAAGGGUAGCUCACCACAGCCCUUUUGUUGUCCAAGAAUCCCAGGUACAAGAUCACAAUUGCCGCAAAGCACAUGCCUGGAGAUUAUGACAUUGAAUAUGCUUCGCCUUGGGCUGGAGCAAAUUAUAUGCCAGUCUCGGUAAAAGGCACACCCGCACAAGAAUGGGAUAAGAAUACGUGGGAGCCGCUUGCAGACCUGGCACGUAACCAUCCCGAGGCAGGGGUUCACUUCCAAAAAUGCGAAAUUUACAAUCGUAAAAAGGACGUAUCUUCGCCAACCGCAGCUUGGUUUGCCGAGCUGCUCAGCCCGACACCCUGGUUCAGUACCCUUUUCGACGAUUUCCACGAGAUACCCAAAAAGGAUCUCAAACCAGGCGUCGAUAACGCCACGCGCUUCACGUCAGUCUGCAUCAAUACGGCGAUAUACUUGCCAUGGUUAGUGUCUCAAUGUUUGAAGAACGGCGUCGUCCUUAAGAGGGCGAUAUUCAAACAUAUUUCGGAUGCAGCUGCCUCAGGAGUCCACCAUCUUGGCGGCGCGGCAGACCUCGUGGUCAAUUGUACAGGUCUCUCGGCUAAUAAACUCGGUGGCGUUAUGGACAAGACUGUUGUUCCCGCCAGGGGGCAGAUUGUUAUCGUUAGAAACGUGGCACCAUCGAUGUACUCGAUAUCUGGAACCGAUGACGGACCGGAUGAAGCCUGUUAUAUCAUGACUCGUGCGGCCGGUGGUGGCACAAUCCUCGGCGGCUGUUAUCAGAAGGGCAAUUGGGAGUCUCAGCCAGACCCGAGUCUCGCAAUCAGAAUCAUGAAAAGAUGUGUCGAUAUGUGCCCGGAGCUGACUGGCGGAAAGGGCAUUGAGCACCUGGAUAUCAUCCGGCACGGCGUCGGGUUAAGGCCCGUCCGGGAGGGAGGCACCAGGAUCGAGAAGGAGAAAAUCAACGGCAUCUGGACAGUGCACAACUAUGGCAGUGGAGGAGCCGGUUAUCAAUCCUCGUAUGGCUGCGCCCAAGCAGCAGUGAAGUUGGUAGAGGAAGCUCUUGAAGACCGCGCGAGAUUGUGAGUUAUCCAGACGACCGCAGGAGAUAUUGAGCGCCGCCGACAAAGCACGGUUGAGUCGGAUCUUGUUAGACAGAAUUGUGUCCAGAAGUACCCCGUACUCCGUGGCCAGAUUGGCUUUCAAAGCACUGAGGAGGCAGUGGCUGCUGUGCACUCUUGGGACCGUGGCUCCUCAAUUUAAAUAACGCCUCUGUGCAAAUUGAAGGCGUGCAAGUUUUCACAACG
Molecule: messenger RNA, 1723 nt
Organism: Exophiala xenobiotica
Lineage: Eukaryota; Fungi; Ascomycota; Eurotiomycetes; Chaetothyriales; Herpotrichiellaceae
Exons: 5
Coding region: 519-1502 (327 amino acids)
Molecular function (GO): D-amino-acid oxidase activity; FAD binding
Source: RefSeq, a predicted model, not a curated record